Humulus lupulus (European hop) is the source of this 5131-nucleotide messenger RNA. RefSeq lists its product as uncharacterized. The coding region runs from base 4134 to 4967 and encodes 277 amino acids. Lineage: Eukaryota; Viridiplantae; Streptophyta; Magnoliopsida; Rosales; Cannabaceae. The record is from RefSeq and is a predicted model, not a curated record. The transcript is spliced from 3 exons.
ACUAAAUCCCUAAAUGAAUCUCUAGAAUCCCAUUCUCUCUCCUCUUUCUUCUUCCGAGCCUAAUACCACUCUUUCUUUUCUUCUCUCGCAUCUAAGUCGACCAGACCAGAUGAACCAUCUCCGGCCACCACCCAAUAACACGCACCCCACCACGAGCUUCCUUGGCUUCUGAAACCCCCAACCCGUGAAGCUCGCCUCCCCACUUGCCGGCCUCUGUCGCGACUGGCUCCCUGAAGAUUUUUUUGGCCUCCACCGUGUACGAUGAAGGCUCCUGCUGGCGACGGCGAAGGCUCCUGAGCUGGUGAAGUUCUUAGGCAUGGGUGGUGCUGCCAUUCUCUUCAAGAUUCAGAAACUCGAGGGAUAAUGGCAAUAUAUUCCACUGCACAGCGAAGGAGAACUUCCGAGAUUAUAUUUAUUGUAGUCUGAUGCUUUUUGUUGAGGGUACAAGCGUCACACACGCUUCUCAUAUAUUAUUUGGUUUGUCCUUUUAUGAAUAAUGUAAAAUUAGAACAAUUUUAUUGUAAGAUCCAUCAAUAGAGUAUCAUAUUAAAAUAUUAAGAUUGUUAUUAGGACUUGGAGUUGGUUUGAGUUUAUAUAUAUAUUUUAUUGAUAAUGUUGAAAGAUGUUGUUGAUGCGGUUCUUCGCCAACAGGUAAUUAAGAAAAGAAGAGAAAGGGAUUAGUGCUUAGGUUGAACCGAAACAGAUAUAUGAUAUUAGAAAAUGAAAUGGUGACUCAAAAUACAUUUUUUAAGUGGUUCAAAGGUUAAAAUCCUUCUACUCCACUAGUCAAUAUUAUUGCUAUAUACUGGGUAUUUGAUUACAGGGUAUUUUUUACAAUCGAGAAUCCAACCUCUAUUAACUCCCAAGGUCUCCAUAUUUAUAGGAGAAGGCACCUGGGAGUUGGUAAGAAGGUCAUCCCGUGACCUUCUUGCCUGUUAUGUCAACUCUGUGACAUUCAUGAUUAAUUCCUAAACCUGACACAUGAGUGUGGUCAAAUCAAUAGGUAAGGGGAUAAUGGGCCGCACGGCCCAAACCAGUUGUGGGAGUCUGAAUACGCACGUUCAUGCUGCGUGUCCGAGAAGUCAGGGAUAUAUCAAACACGUAAUGUCUCAUAUAUGCACCCUUACCUCACAUGGUUGACUUCAUAAAAGGUCACAGCCUCCACAUCCAGCUCGCACCACGAGCUGGAUGCUUACCUCGACCAGCGGCCUUCAGGGUCCAAGCUCAGUCCUUGAGCAAUCUUGGUGAACCCUUAGUUUACCUCGAGCUAAAGAGGUAGGGCCUUACAAUGGCAGCUUCGGUUUCGGGGAGGUCCACGUGGUAGUUAUGAUUAGGCCGUAUCUCAGCUCGUUAAUCAGCCCGUGGGAAAAUCAGGGCAUACAUCUGCCCCCCAAGCCUAUGCUCGUGGUACACGACGUCGUGCAGGGCCACAGUAGGGGCUUUUAGGCUUCCCCAUGAACUCUUCAUUUUCCACAUUCUACGCAGGCGCCGAAUACAUGGAACAUCGUGGUUGGUGACGGUACGUCUUCCGAGAACCGCAUUAAAUGGCCUAGCCUAUGCCCAGCUGUCGUUUCAUCUUUCGAGUGGAGGGCCUUGGAUCCCACAUCAGGGCAAUCCAACGGCCCUCUUCACGUGACCCUUCACGCAUAUAAAAAGGGGUGGCCACCUUACGCACGGGCCACCCGUUCAUUUGCAAUUUUUCAGAAAUUUUUCCCUUCUUCUCUCUUCAUCUUCAAGAGAAAAAACCCUUUUCUUCCCGACCGCCAUUCCUAACGUUCAAGAGGUUCAGGCGCAGAGACUCCUUCAAAGCCUUGGAACCAACUGCUCUGACGAAGCCCUAACCCAGGCGAUAUCUUCAUCCACUUCCCAGCCAAACACUCUGUAAGUCUCCUGACUGUGCAUGUUUCGAAGUUAUUUUUUACUGUAGCUUAGGUAAAUAUUUACUGUAGCCGCAUGCAAGAGUUUGCUGGGUUUUGUGGGAAUGAAGGGUGAAAGCCUUUUAGGUUAGGGUAUUGUUUGUAGUAGGAAGCCGUUUAGGAGCAUGGUUUACAGGAUGCAUUUUCUGGGGAAAAAUUUUGGGUAUGAUUUUUGGGAUAUUAGUUCAAAAUAUUCAGUAUUUUGGGUGCAAAACCGGGUAGCUUAGGGGACACGCUUCACAGGCGGUUUUACCUUUCUUGCCUAUUGGAACUUUCCCUCCAAGGAAAAAUUUUAACCUAACCCUCCUGACACACGAAUUUCGAGUAAUCGGGGAUCUGUUGGGAGCACAGGCGUGUGUUCAUAGAACCGCGUGGUCUCACUCUCCACGAGCUGGGCUUACCUCAGCUCGUGCAAAGAACAUUUGAUUUUUCCUCAUGCUCUGGUCGCCUUUUCUGAAAUCUUUUCUUUUGUUCGCUAGGCAACCACAUGGCACCGAAGAAGAAUGCCCUGAAAAGGACUGCCGGCAGCUCGACCUCUCAGCAAGACAAAGGAAAGGCGGUGAUGGCCGAAUCCCCAAUCCCCCACUUCGGGCCAGCGGUGGAACAGGAGCUCGAGGUGGCUCCUGAUGCGUUCUUUGAGGCAAAGAGGAUCGUCUCAAAGAUUACCGACCAGACGAAGGUCAACAAAAUAUUCCUCUCCCACAACAUCGGGCUGGGGAGAGCAUCAGUGAUUACCCGACCUCUCGCAGAGGGCGAGUGGAGCUGCGCGCCGCUUAACGAGGCAUUCGCGGCCUGGAGCGACGAGCAUUUUAAGGCGGGGGCCUUCCUCCCGUUGGAUCAGUAUUUUGCUAACUUCCUCAAUUACGUGAAGUUGGCCCCCUUCCAGCUCCCCCCCCCCCCCCCAACUCUUAUCGGCUGUUGGCGGGGUUAAGAUAUUUAUUCUUGAAACAGGAGUGGGAGGUCCCCACUCCUGCAGACAUUUUGUAUUUUCUCUGCCUCAAGGCUAGCCCGGAGCUGCGGGGGCGAGGCAACGAGUUUUAUUACUUAACCCGAUUCCCCAACACGGCUGCAGUCAUCGAGCUGCCCAGCCACCCCAACGACUUCAAAGAUCAAUUCUUUAUGUCGACGGGGUUCAGAAACUGCGAGCUCCACUACUUCAAUCGUCCUCGUAAGUGCUUUUCAACCUUAGCUCGUAAGUUAAGUAUCGUUUAGCUCCUCCAGUAUCCCUUUCUGAUUUAGAUUAAUCCUACAGCUAUCUUCGCGAGGACAGAGAAAUCUGUGACCCUCGGGGCCCAAUACGAGACACUGGCGGGCUUGCCCCUCAGUGAGAAGGAUUACCGCGUGCUCGUAAUAGACGAGACGAUGGUGGCCUGUAAGCUAACUUUCCCAAAUCAGACUUUGAACCUAAGGAGGCUCCGGGGGCUUCCCCCAGCUCGCGACACCAGACCUACCAUCGUGGAGGAGGUCGCGGGGGACGAAGAUAAGGAGGACGAGGAAGACGAGGUUCCCCUCGUGAGGAAUAGGAAGCGAGCGCUGGAGGUCACCCAGAGAACGGACAAGGAGAGGAUUCGGUCCGGAGCAGCCGCGGGUCCUUCUGGCCAAGGUAACCCUUACAUGUUUAGGAAUUUAGAUAGGGCCAUUACCGACCCCCGGCUAGCUAGGUUCAAUCCCAGACAGAUCAUCCAACGUCACCGAUGAGAUCUGGACCUGGAUACAACCCUGCUCCACCAUGUCGACCAGCUUGUGUUGGAUAACCAAGAUAGCCGACCUAGGGGUACCGUAGUCGUAGAUAACACCCUAGCCUUUAGGUCGAUCUUAUUUGAGGAGUAUGGGACCAACCUUCGGUCAUGGCCAUCACUCCGGAGAGGUGUCGUAGCUCCGGGACUUGGACAAUAUGUAGAAGAAUCUAGUCCGGAGCCAGAGUCGGAUCCAGAACUUGCGCCAGCUCGGGAAACAAUCGACUUAGAUUCUCCCGCAGGAGCUCCGGGGCCAAUGGUCGUAACCAUAGGUUCUUCUUCUAGCUCGGGGGGUAGGAUCCCUUUUAGUAUAAAUAUUUAUAUAUAUACUUGAAUCUCUCUUUGCUUUUGUUUUUGAAUGGCUGUUAACUUUUGUACUAACCAUGUCUUUGUUUUGACAGAAGAGAUGUCUCAUCCCUAAGGGAGUCUGCGAGCUGCGUUCGCCGGGGGGAACCCCUUAGCCGGGGCCCCUGGGCCAAAAAUGAAGAAGCUCCGAACAUCGAAAAAAGCCACAGGAACCCCAACUAAGUCUCCUGCAAAGGAGAAAGAGCAACCCCCAACUGCCCAGGCCGAGGGAACUGUUCCCCCUGCUGCAGGGGGAAGCAACAUGCCCCCACCCCCUCUGCGAGCUUCGGCCCCCACCCGGGACGCAGGGGCGAAGCUCGAGGCUUCGGCUAUUGUACCCUCUGAGUUACGCAUCCCAGUCAAUCCUCAGGACCUGGAGAAGAUUCCAGAGGCCUUCCGGGGAAUGGUGUAUGAGUCGGCGAACUACACCGUCAGCCACAUAUACAAGUUCAACGAGAAGGAGCUCAGGGCUAUCGAAACCAGGAGCCCGGUGGGCAUGCUGGAGUCUUCACUGGGCAUGGCCCUAACGAGCUUCGUUGCCCUUCAAUGGAGCAUCGCCAGGACCAAAACUCAGCUCGAGGAGAUGAGGAACGAGCACCAAGCGGCCGUGGCCACCCACCAGACUUCUCUACAGACGGCUAAGGACGCCUUGGCAGCCUCGCAGGCCGAGCUGGAAGAGACUCGCCCGAAGCUUCAAGAGCUAGAGACCGCCCUCGCCACUGCUCGGGCAGUCCUAGAUACUGCGAAGGCGGAGGCCAAGGCCGCCUUGGCGGCCGAGCGAGAAAAUUUAGCGCCGCCAUGGAAGACAUGUUCUACCAUUGCUAGGCCUAUAACCAGGACGCCGACUUCUCCUUCCUGGCAGCGGCCGUCUGGGAGCCCUUGCUGGAGAAGUUCAAAGCUCGCCUCGAUAAAGAAGCGCCUUCCGAGGCUGGGGAAGGCUCCGGCGCAACUGAGCAAGGCGAGAUGGUGACCUCUAUGGGGCCAACUGGCGGAGCUUAGGGCCUUCCUCUUUGUGCCCUUUUCUCGAAUAUUUUUUUAAAAAAAAUUUGUGUAACUUCUGCAUGAGGUGCUUACACCUCGAGACAAUUUAACUAUCAACUUUAUUUUUAAUUGAUUUACUGCCCUUUGCCUCUA